This is a messenger RNA of Closterium sp. NIES-65, 2070 nucleotides long. The record is from the annotation of a GenBank genome assembly. NCBI's taxonomy places the organism in Eukaryota, Viridiplantae, Streptophyta, Zygnematophyceae, Desmidiales, Closteriaceae.
AUGAACCCCGUCGCCGCCACCUACUACCCCGUCGCCGCCACCUGCGGCCCCGUCGCCGUCACCUGCGGCCCCGUCGCCGCCACCUGCGGCCCCGUCGCCGCCACCUGCGGCCCCGUCGCCGUCACCUGCGGCCCCGUCGCCGCCACCUGUGACCCCGUCGCCACCACCUGCGGCCCCGUCGCCGCCCCCUGCGGCCCCGUCGACGCCACCUACGGCCACGCAGCCGCCACCUGCGGCCCCGCCGCCACCUGCGGCCCCGUCGCCGCCACCUGCGGCCCCGUCGCCGUCACCUGCGGCCCCGCCACUUCAGUCAUGGCUACCCCCAGUGUCCUUACUUUUGAUGCUGAGGGCCGUGCCGUUGACUUUGAGGUCUGGGUCGAUGACCUCCAGCUGUUUCUCCAGUGCGAUAGGGCAGACGGACUCUCUCUGUUCGAUCUCACCUCUGGUGCCUCUCCUGCCCCGCCUGCUACUGCUGACAGUACUGUUCGCUCACAGUGGGCCACACACGAUGCUGCUGCUCGCCUUGCCGUGCGUCGCCACUUACCGACCACUGAGCGUGCACACUUUAGCCAGUACAAGAGUGCCCAGACCUUGUACGACGCUGUAGUUGCACGCUACUCUUCCCCUGCCACUGCUGCACUGAGCCGCCUCAUGCUACCGUACCUCUUCCCUGACCUUGCUGCCUUCCCCACAGUCGCUGACCUCAUUACGCACCUCCGCACUAGUGACACUCGCUACCGCGCUGCGCUUUCUGCUGAGUUCUGCGCCAAGAACCCCCCCACCAUGUACAUCACCCUCUACUACAUAGUCACCCGGCUCCCUGACUCUCUCCGUGUAGUCAGGGACCACUUCCUCUCAGUUUGCCCCACCACUCUCACCGUUGACCUCCUCGAGAAGAGCCUCCUAGCAGCAGAGAAGAGCAUAGUCGCUGUAGGAGCCUCUCGUGGUGACCCUCGCACCCCCGUCUUUGAGGGGUGUUCCCCCUCCCCCCUCUUGCCCUCUGUUGCCUCUGCUGCUGUGGCCGACCUCGUUGGUUUCGAGUCGGUCGGCGCUGCGUCUGCCCUGAGCGGGAGACGCCGCACCGGCAAGGGCAAGGGGGGCAAGGGCGCUGGAGGGGUUGGCGGGGGCGGUGGAGGUGGUGGUGGAGGCAGUGGAGGGGGUGGGGGUGGUGGUGGGAGUGGUGGCGGGGGUGGAGGUGUCGGUGGCAGCAGUGGAGGCGGAGGAGGCGGCGGCGGUGGCGGAGGGAGCGGAGGCGGCGGAGGUGGUGGAGGCGGCGGAGGCGGCGGAGGUGGCGGAGGCGGCGGCGGCAGCAGUGGACCUGGUCGCAGCUCUGCGCAGAGGAGUGGCUCCAGUGGUGGUACGCGCCAGCAGCAGCAGCGCAGUCGUGAGACUCUUUCCGCUGAGCAGCUUCAUGAGUGGUACGCUGCGCGUCAGCGCGGUGGGGGUACGGGUCCCUGCACCUACGUUCUCCGCACCAGCGACCGCGCUGGUGAGCAGUGCGGGGGCCCGCACUCCACCCAGCGCUGCUUCGGCCGCCUGACGGACGCGUGGCGUCACCAGUUCCCUGAGGCCUCUGAGAUCCCUCGCUGGGGAGAGCUGUCUAGGGCGGGGGUUGCUAUGUUUGAUCUUGAUUUUGAUGCUAUUCUUGCUGCCAUGUAUGCUGUUGCUGAUAGUGUUGAGGGUGACUGUUACUUGUGUGUUCCGCCUGACCAGGGCAUUGACCCUGCUGCUCUAGGUGCUGGUGAGGCUGCUGCUCUAGGUGCUAGCGCGUCUGCUGCCCCAGGUGCUGGUGAGUCUGCCCUCUCAGGUACCACGUCGGCUCAGGCCUUACACACCUUCAUCCUUGACUCGGGUGCUUCCCGUUCCUUCUUUCGAGACCGCACCACACUUACGCCGCUUAGUCGGCCGGUUGCUGUCUCCCUGACGGACCCCUCUGGGGGUCCUGUCCUUGCUUGCUACUCCACUGACUUACCAUGUCCGGCAGCCCCCUUUGGCACCCUGUCAGGUCUCUACCUCCCCUCGUUCUCUACAAACUUGGUGAGUGGAGCUGAUCUACUGUUAAGAAACUAG